Thalassophryne amazonica is the source of this 935-nucleotide messenger RNA. It is a transcript of the gene ak6, whose product is annotated as adenylate kinase 6. Gene Ontology annotation, molecular function: ATP binding; AMP kinase activity; ATP hydrolysis activity. NCBI's taxonomy places the organism in Eukaryota, Metazoa, Chordata, Actinopteri, Batrachoidiformes, Batrachoididae. The coding region runs from base 196 to 720 and encodes 174 amino acids. The transcript has 5 exons. Gene Ontology annotation, cellular component: cytoplasm; nucleus. The record is from RefSeq and is a predicted model, not a curated record.
AACUCCGUAGGAUAUGGUUUUAAUUUUAGACGCUGGACUUUUAUAAAAAGAGCGCAGUAGCAGUUGUUCUUUCUGCUCGUGUUGUUGGCUAACGUUAGUGGAACCCUCUUUUUCGUCACGUUGGCUAUUUUCAGGCUUGUUCGUUUGUUGUGGGUAAUCUUUUGAGAAGCCGUCAGUGCGCACGUGCUAUUAGCUAUGAAGCUAAAGAAGCGACCAAACAUCUUGCUAACAGGAACGCCUGGGGUUGGAAAGACGACUUUAGGAAAAGAGCUGGCACAGCGGACUGGGCUGAAUUAUAUUAACGUUGGUGAUGUUGCUGAGGAAGGUCAACUCUUUGAUGGCUAUGACGAAGAGUAUCAGUGCCCAGUUUUGGAUGAAGACAGGGUGGUUGAUGAGCUAGAGGAGAAGAUGACAGACGGCGGUGUGAUUGUUGACUACCAUGGUUGCGACUUCUUCCCUGAACGCUGGUUUCACAUUGUGUUUGUUCUCCGCGCAGACAACACUCAGCUAUACAAUCGGCUAGAAAGCAGGGGGUACACAGGCAAGAAGCUCCAAGACAACCUACAGUGUGAAAUCUUCCAGACCAUCUAUGAAGAGGCCAUGGAGGCCUACAACCAGGAAAUUGUCCAUCAGUUGUCCAGCAACACACCUGAGGACCUGGAGCACAACCUGGAGCAGAUCGUACAGUGGACUGAGCAGUGGACAAAGGACAAUAACUAGAACCUGAAGUGUUGUUGUGACACUCUUAAAGCUCACUGUUGGACAACUGAUGGACUGUUUAUUUGUGUACUUUUCACUCUGUGAAGGUUCAGAAGGUGGUGAGCUCAGUGUCAUCACUUGCUUGGUGCACUGUGGUUUUCUGCCUUUAUAGAACCACUGAGUUCUCUGUUUUUCUUUAAUAAAUGUAAAAUGGAGAAUAGAGUCACUUGUAAAGU